AAACACCAUAUAUACAUAUAUAGCUAUUUGAAAGUUAAUUGUUUUUUUCAAUAUUGUUAUCUUCCUUUUUUUUUUUUUUGUGAAUAACCAAAGAGGGAAUUCGGAGCCUCUGUCAAAGCUCAAUACGAGGAACACUUAUCUCUGAGUUUCUUUUCAUUGGGGUGAUCGCAGCUUCCAUCUAUGGCUGCUUCAACAGCCUUCUCCGGCGCCGUCGCUUUCAAGCUAUCCUCCCGCCAACCCAAUAUUUCCCUUCUUCCCCAUUUCUCUUCCGUCAAUCUCUCUUCGUGCACCAGCAUUCGCCCCUCCGAAUCCCUGAUUUCUCGCAGUACUCCCCCCAAGUCUCGCACCCCGGUCACUCCUCUCCGAUCUGCUCCCCCUGCUGCCGCCGCCGCCUCAGCCACCACCUUCCACGGCCUCUGCUACGUCGUCGGCGACAACAUCGACACUGACCAAAUCAUUCCCGCCGAGUACCUAACCCUAGUCCCAUCGAAGCCGGAGGAGUACAAAAAGCUCGGGUCGUACGCCCUGUGCGGGCUUCCCGCAUCCUACCCGACCCGAUUCAUAGAUCCGGGCGAGUUCAAAUCCAAGUACUCAAUUGUAAUCGGAGGCGAUAAUUUCGGCUGCGGGUCCUCCCGCGAACACGCCCCUGUAGCCCUAGGCGCCGCCGGAGUCGCGGCGGUGGUGGCCGAUUCCUACGCCCGGAUAUUCUUCCGUAAUUCCGUGUCUACGGGAGAGAUUUAUCCUCUGGAAUGCGAUGUGAGGAUCUGCGAGGAGUGUAAAACGGGUGACACAGUGACUGUUGAGCUUGGUGAAAGCAAAUUGAUCAACCAUACUCGUGGGAAGGAAUACAAACUGAAACCCAUUGGAGAUGCUGGGCCUGUGAUUGAUGCGGGCGGGAUUUUCGCUUACGCUAGGAAGACAGGGAUGAUUCCUUCGCGCUCUUAGAGAGCCCGAAACAGGAAAAAACCCAGUUGGACGGUCACCUCAGAAAAGGUAAAUUUGGCUUAAUCACAGAUUGGUGGUGGAGAGUUGAGCCUGCACAUAGUACUAGUUCUGCCCAAUUUCAGGAAUUGUGAUGUAGUGUUCUUUUCUUGCCCAAUUCACCUUCAAUGGAUCUCUACAUUGUAUGCUGCAUUAAAAUCUUUUCUUGGCCGUGUUUCCUUUACUUGUUCAAGCUUCUGGUCAAGAGGCUAACUCUUCUGCUGAUUUUUUUAUUUUAGUACUACUAUAUGCCUGUUUGGUUUGUAAUAAAAAUAAAAUAUUUCAAAACUAUGUUUCAAAAUGAAUUUAUUGUUAUUAA
Molecule: messenger RNA, 1300 nt
Organism: Cuscuta campestris
Lineage: Eukaryota; Viridiplantae; Streptophyta; Magnoliopsida; Solanales; Convolvulaceae
Source: the annotation of a GenBank genome assembly